Molecule: messenger RNA, 971 nt
Organism: Cokeromyces recurvatus
Lineage: Eukaryota; Fungi; Mucoromycota; Mucoromycetes; Mucorales; Mucoraceae
Exons: 3
Coding region: 262-723 (153 amino acids)
Source: RefSeq, a predicted model, not a curated record
GGUUAGGUAAUUAUGAUGAUGAUAACCAAAAAAAUAUAUAUACAUAUUUCAUUUAUUUUAUAACUCAAUUAUUAACUUGUAUAGUUAACCAAUAUAUAUGUAUCAACUCUUUAUAUAUAUAGCUUUCAGUGUGAUGGUUGUGGCGAUGUUGUUAAGAAGCCCAAGUUAAAUCAACAUCGUAAUCGUUGUUAUGCUACUUUUACUUGCAUCGAUUGUUCAGUUACCUUUGAAGGUACUUCUUAUCAAUCACAUAAUUCUUGUAUGACUGAAGCAGAAAAAUUCCAAAAACAUAUAUAUAAGAACAAGAACAAUAAUACAAAGGAUGCACCAAAGAAUGUAGAGGAAACAGCAAAGAAGCCUGUUUCAAUCAUUGAACAGUUGAAUGAAAAGAAGAGAAAGAAUGAGGAAUCCGUUGAAGAAAAGAAAAAGGAAGAGUCAAACAACAAGAAAUCAAAGAAAGAUGAAGAAUCAAAAAAUAAAAAAUCCAAGAAAAAUUUGGCUUCUUGGAGUUCAACUGAGCUUGACGUGGAUGAAUCAAAGAAUCUUAAGAAUGCUUUAAGAGAAGUUUUAAAGGAAGGCAAAUCAUUAUCAUUAAAAGAUGUUCGUAAAAAAACAAUUCAACUUAUUGAAAAGCAUCCAAAAUAUAAGAAAUCUGAUUUAAAAAAGAGUUUUGAAAAGACGUUCACCUUAACAUUAAAGGACAGCGUCAUUAUUUUUGAGUAAACGAUUAGACAUGCAUAAUAAAAAAUAGAAUAGAACAGAGUUACUCGUUUUUAUGCAUAGUUUAGCUUGUUUAGAGUAAAAUGAUUACAUAAUAUUUAUCUGCAGACUUAUUUCAUGCUUGUUUAAAUUGAUCGAGCAGAAACUUUCUUAUGCAUAUUUAUCCUUGUUUUAAACUAUUUUCGUUUUCAUUUUGUUCAUAUCCAUGUCAAACUAGUAUCAAACAUAAAAAAAAAAGUCUUAAACAAAAC